This is a messenger RNA of Guyanagaster necrorhizus, 1753 nucleotides long. Its product is annotated as phospholipase C/P1 nuclease. Bases 80 to 1342 code for a protein of 420 amino acids. The record is from RefSeq and is a predicted model, not a curated record. Gene Ontology annotation, molecular function: nucleic acid binding; endonuclease activity. NCBI's taxonomy places the organism in Eukaryota, Fungi, Basidiomycota, Agaricomycetes, Agaricales, Physalacriaceae. Gene Ontology annotation, biological process: DNA catabolic process. The transcript has 4 exons.
GUAGGUUACCGUCAUCCAGCAGACGUUGUUGUUCUCUUACCACCACCAUCUCCACGUAGCCAAUCUUUUGUAGCCCACUAUGAGAGUUCGCUUUCCGUCCAUGAAGACUUCUGCUUGGUUGUCCCUGCUCGCUGCCAGCACGGCUAGCGUUCCCGGUGUUGUAGGAUGGGGUGUUGUAGGCCAUGAAAUUGUAGCGACUAUCGCCCAAAUCCAUCUCCAUCCAGCCGUCCUUCCCAGUAUCUGUCGCAUACUUAAUUUUACGUCAACCAACCCUAACGAGCCCGAAUGCCAUCUCGCUCCCAUUGCUGGUUGGGCUGACCGGAUUCGCUUUCAGAAACGCUGGUCCGCCUCCUUGCAUUAUAUCGGUGCUCUUGGGGAUCAUCCUUCUGACUCUUGCGUCUUUCCGGGUGACCGGGGUUGGGCCGGUAAGAAGGACAUAAACGUACUUGGAGGUGUCAGGAACACCACAGACUUGGUGGAAGAAUGGGUCCAGAACGAAAAGGAUGGAUUUGGUGGAGAUGAUGAUCUUGCUAACGAGGCGCUCAAGUUCUUGGUGCACUUCGUUGGUGACAUGCACAUGCCUUUACAUUUGACGGGUAGAGACCGUGGCGGUAACUCGGUCAAAGUUACAUUCGAUGGCCGUCAGACCAACCUUCAUUCGCUUUGGGACACUCUCCUCAUCUCUAAAUCGUUACGCACGAUUCCCCACAACUAUACGAGACCCCUUCCCUCGCGAACUAUUGAACACAACCUCAGAGGAACCAUUUAUGACUCUUACAUCCGUCGUAUUAUGUGGGAAGGUAUCCUGGGGAAAUGGGAGGAUGAGGUCUCCAGCUGGUUGACAUGUCCCACAUCGAAGAGUUCCUCUUCCUCUAUCCCGUCUUCCUCCUCGGGCCUUGUCUCUUCUGCUUGGCAGCAAGCCAUUUCUCUCUGGAGUUGGAUGAGAGGUUCCAAUUGGAACGCAGAUGAUACUGAUGACGACAUUUUAUGUCCUUACUAUUGGGCUACUCCAAUUCACUCGCUGAACUGCGAGAUCAUAUGGCCAGCCGCGCUCGACAAACCUCCUUACAGCCGUACCAAGUCUGACCGGCUCAUUACAGGGCAUAAACAUGGCGCCUCUGCUGGAGAAGAGCUUGCCAUGUUCGAUGAGCUAGUUUCAGGGGGUUCUGGUGGCCCAUAUUUGGAGCUCGAUACUCCCGAGUACGCCGGUGCCAUCUAUGACCAGUGGAUCAUUGAGAAGCUGCUUGCGCAAGGCGGGAUUAGGCUCGCAGGAAUUUUGAACUACCUCUUCGCACCUUUGGAAGGAAGUGAAGCUGGUUUGAGCCUCAUGCAUGAUUAUUAGAGGCAUCGGGCAAGUAUUUUCAUAGUAAUUUCUGACUCUUGUCAAACCUGAAAGUUAUAAGUUGUAACGUGUUUUUAUGUACAGAUACUUUUGGACGCUUCUCUGAUGUCACAAUUAAAACGCCUUCUGUCUGGCCUGAGGGCCUAAAAUCUCUUGCUAAAAGAAGUUUUUGUUGGUCCCCACUGAGUCUCAGAAAGGUAAUCUAAUUCGACGAAGCUAUAUCAAGACUUAUGUUCUUGCCUGUGGACGAGUUUGCCUCGUUGAUACUUGGGUCUUUACUCAUUCUUUUGUUUGUACUCUUCCGGUAUAAAGUCUCGAGUCUACCUCCAGGGUCCUCCGGAGGUCUAUUCGGCUGUAAAGUGCCCCAGUUUCAGCCUUGGAAAACAUUCUAUGAGUGGAAUAAGCAGUAUG